Trypanosoma cruzi is the source of this 3121-nucleotide messenger RNA. Its product is annotated as dispersed gene family protein 1 (DGF-1), putative. The record is from RefSeq and is a predicted model, not a curated record. NCBI's taxonomy places the organism in Eukaryota, Euglenozoa, Kinetoplastea, Trypanosomatida, Trypanosomatidae. The annotation marks the transcript as partial. The transcript has a single exon.
AUGUGGUCUGCGGUGGGCGCGUGUCUGCGCAGCCGGCACCGUGUGCGGCGCAGGGCCAUUGCGGCUGUGCGUGUGGCGCUGCUCGUUGUGUUGGCGCUGGUUGCGGCGGCGGCGUGGAUGCCCGCGGUGCAUGCGGUGGUGUUGCGACUGCGGGGCGGCACGGUGGACAGAGCCAUCACGGUUGGCCGCGCCGUGGACACGGUGCUGAUGGACGGCGUGUGCAUCACGAACGGCGUGGCUGUGGUGUUCGACGUUGCUGCAAUGAUUCCCGGCACAGUGCGCAUUGAACUGAGGAACUGCGUGUGCGACGGCGGUGCGCAGAUAUACGUGCGGGGCUACAGCGGCGAGCCGGCGACUGACCGGAGCCUGGAGGUGAGCGUGAGCGGGCUGUCCGGCGGCUACUGCUCGCUUGUGUUCGUGCACAACCUGCCGGCACACACGAACGUGACGGUCCGCGACUCGACGAUUGUGACGCCUGGACCGAUGCGCUACUCGCAGCUGAGCGGGCUGACGGACGCGGUGGCGGCGCCGCUUGUGCUGCACGCGACGUCGCUGUUGCAGACGCAGCUGCGUGUGAGCAACACUGUGCUGAGGUCGUUGCAGGCGGGCGGGUCGGCGGUGUACGUUGGCGGCGGUGUGGACCUGCUGUCGAGCGCGGUGGUGCUUGACGGCGUGUCGCUGGAGGCGUCGGGCGGUCCGACCGCUUCCGCGAUGCAUGUGUCGUCUUCGUCGUGUCUCAGUCUGCGUAGCCACUCGGUGUUCUCUGUGACGAACGUGUCUGUUUUGAGCAGCGGCGGAGGCUUUGUGCUUGGCGAGCGCCUCGCGGUGUUUGAUUCGGUGCUGCGCUUUGUGGGUGUCGAGGGGUCUGCCGCGUCGUCGCUGGUGCGCUGCGACGGUGGGACGGUCGGUGUCGGCGGGUGGCUGGACCUGCACGACGUGUGGGCGGUGGGCGAGCUGUCGUCUGUGGCAUCGCUGUCGGGGGUGACGCUGAGCGGCGGUGCCGUGUCGAUUGCGCGCUGCGCUGUCACCGGCGGUACGCUUGCCUCCGGGCUGGCGAUCACGAGCGGCGUCGUGUCGGUGCAGUGCAACCGUGCCGGCGGCCGGGUGCUGCGGAGCAGCGGCGACUACCGCAUGGCCGGCCUGUCCUCCGUGAGCGUGGUGCCGUGCGACGGCUGCGCGGCGGCGCUGGCGUGCUUCGAUGCGCUGAUGGCGUCAUUCUCCGACUGCGUGUGCAGCUGCCGUGCCGGCGGUGUGGGCGAGGCGUGCCUGCCGUUCGACGUGCCGGUUGCGAGGUCCGGUGGCGGUGGUGGUGGUGGUGCGGAGGGCUGCGUGAGAGGCGUGACGCUGACGGAGUCGGUGACGGUUGGCGGUGGGCGUGCGAUGGCGUGCUUCGACUCGGUGUUGUUCAGUGGACCGAUCACUGUGGCGGUGGACCUGCGCUCGAUGGACUUGUUUGCUGACGCGCUGAAUGUGACGCUGCGCCACUGCGUGCUUGCGGGCGGCGCGCAGCUGCGGAUUGGCGGCCUCAGCGAGAGCACGGCGCGCCUGGUGCCCCACGCCCUCGUCAAAAUGACGAACGUGACGUCGCUGGAGGGCACGAUCGUGCUGCAUGGCGCGAUGCCGCUGCACUCGAGUGUGCUGCUGGCGAACGCAACGCUGCGUGCGACGGUUGGCGGGACGCGGUAUGUGCCGACGACCCCUGGCUGUGCGGGAUUUCGGCACGGCCCCGUGCUCGUCCUGGACGGCGUCCGGCUUCUGUCGACGCGGUUUGUCAUGACGCGGUCUACGCUGGUGUGUGGCGGGGGUUCGUGCGCUGCGAUACUCGUGGAGCGCGGCCUCGGCGUGAACCUGUCCAGCGUCUUCUACAUGGACAACUGCGUUGUCAGGUCGCGGACGCAUUUGAUUUACGCUCUUGUGUCGGACCUGCGUGUGAGCGGCGGCUCCGUGUUCUCGGUACAGGACAGCUCGUGGAGUGCGCCGAGCAUUAACAUGUACGAAGGCGCGUGUGUGUUUGGGGACGUUGUGGUGGCUGGCGGCAGCGUGCUGCAGAUUGUGUCCAGCACUUUCCGUCUCGGCUUUGCCAUGCUCAUGGCAAACACGCUGACCGUGACUGACGGCAGCUGGCUGGUGCACCGCAACAACGAGUUCCGCACCGCCUACGUUGUGUACGUGGUCAAGGAAAACGGCGUGGCGUUCCGCGAUCAGAGUGUGUGGUCGAUACUUGACAACAACUUCACGUACGGCUCGUACUCGUCAACCAUCGCACACAUGACAAGCAACUGGUCACCACCAUCCGACUCGCGCCCGAUCAUCUACGGCGUGUGCAACGAGGCAAUGGGCUCUCCUGUGACGGAUUACCAAGACGACCUGAACAUUGAAGCACCCGUGACGGUGUUGGACUGUGGCGCGUGCACCGUGGACGCCGUGUGCUUUGCUGCGAGGACGAGCAGCAUCAGCGGCUGUGUGUGUGUGUGCGCAGCUGGUGGCCACGGUGACGCGUGUCUGCCGGCAGCGGUUCCGGACGGUCUUGGGCCGCUCCCGCUCCCCGAUGCGAAGGACACGGAGGUCCGCUGCGUGCACGGUGGCAGCAUCAGCUCCGUGGACUAUCCUGAUCCCGGUGUGCAUGGUCUGUGCUUUGUUAACGUGACCUUCACCGCCGCGAUCGUGCUGGACCUGUAUAACUUUAACGCACCACAACAGACACUCAACAUCACGCUGCUGCAGUGCGUUCUCAUGGGCCUGUCGAUCAGGGGGAGUGGUGCGAGAGUGCACGUGAACGUGACAUCCUCGAUGCUGGAUUCCGGUGAGUUGGAGUUUGAGGGUGAUUUUGGUGCGAGUUCCCAGAUACUGGUGGCGGCCAGUACGCUUGUGACGGUGUCGGGACACGCCAUUUCCUUUUUGCUUUUUAUUGGUGCGAACUCGACGCUGCAGCUGCUUGACAACUACAUCGAAGGGAAUAUUCACGCAGUCUAUUUCAGCAAUGCUGCUGUUGAUGGUGGCGGGAUCAUUGUGAAGGGAAAUACGCUGAGGGCAACGAGGGACGAUGACGGUGUGGAAUCAUCCGUUUAUGCUUAUGCUAUUGAUGUGAGGAACGGCGGAUACUUUGACGUGGAGACACACG